Molecule: messenger RNA, 2009 nt
Organism: Syngnathus acus (greater pipefish)
Lineage: Eukaryota; Metazoa; Chordata; Actinopteri; Syngnathiformes; Syngnathidae
Gene: usp21
Product: ubiquitin specific peptidase 21
Exons: 10
Coding region: 287-1345 (352 amino acids)
Biological process (GO): protein deubiquitination
Cellular component (GO): cytoplasm
Molecular function (GO): cysteine-type deubiquitinase activity
Source: RefSeq, a predicted model, not a curated record
ACACACAGUGAAACAGUAGACACAUCCCCUCUAUGCAUUUUUAAAAGCUCAGCAGGUGAUGGGAACACUUAGGUCGGGGCUCUUUGUUCGCAGAUAAGCUCGGCCAAGUGAUCAGUUGCAUUUGCCGAGAAAGGAGAUAAUACCUCGCUGUACUUCAAUCAUUAAAAAGGGGUGACUUUCUAUCUGCAACGAGGCUUAUGAGUGACCACCAUCCUGCCAUCACCUUCACCGCGCAUGUGAAAGAACAAGCUCCCAGCUUGAGAGUCUUGUUAGUAGACACGUCAGGAUGCCCGGAGCCGAUGCCGCCAGCCAGGAGGGUUCUUGCAAGGCCUUGUGUCGAAACCUGGUGUCCCAGAACGGCCUGCAGAGAGAGACAGCUGAUAUCUCGCAGUCUGUCCUCUACACCUCCCUGAUGGGGCUUCUGCUGGUCGCCGACAACGAGAAGGAGCUCCUUGCAUUAGGAAGUGGAAGGCUUGGUCUUAGAAACAUCGGCAACACAUGUUUCUUGAACGCAAUAGUCCAGUGUUUGUCUCAUACUCGCGGCCUGCGGGACUACUGCCUCCUAAAGUCCUACAGACAGGACAAAUUCUCCAAGGAGGAGCCAAAACUCACAGAAGCUUUCUCUCAAGUAUUGUCUGGACUUUGGGAUUCAAAAGAAGAGGACACCGUUGUGAAUCCACGACAGUUUUACAAUACUUUCCGAGAUGUUGUGCCUUAUUUCAGUGGUUACAGUCAGCAAGAUGCUCAGGAGUUUCUCAGGUUCCUUUUGGAAAAGCUACACAGUGAAAUCAACCGCAAGCCCUACAUUCAAAGACCACUAAAGGACCCAGAGCAAAAAUAUGCCAGAUUUCGGAUAUCUGAGGAGGCAGCCGCAACAUGGAAGAAGCACUUAGAGAACGACGACAGCAAAAUCGUCGAUCUAUUCUCGGGCCAGCUGCGCAGCUCGCUACACUGCUCCGUGUGCUCGCACUACUCCAACACGUUCGAUGUGUUCUGCGACCUGUCGCUGCCCAUCCCAAAACACUGCACUAGCGGAAAUGUGACGCUCAAGGAGUGCCUGGACUACUUCUCGCAAGAGGAGAGACUGGACAAAGAGAAUUCACCUAUGUGCGAGAGGUGUAACAGGCAUACAGAGAGCACCAAGCGCUUGUCCAUCCAGAGGUUUCCCCACAUAAUUGUGAUACAUCUGAACCGUUUCACAACGACACGAUGGUCGAUCAGUAAAAGCACCACCUACGUCUCCUUCCCACUCACCAACCUUGACCUCGGGCCCUACGGUCCUGUUGACUGUGGUAAGACUUCUGUUUAUGUGUGGGUUAACUAUGUGGAGAGCUGUCGAAAUUAAUUGAUUAAUCGACGAGUAAUUGAGGAUCAAAUUUAUUGACAGCUAUUUUUAAAAUCAAGUAAUCAUUUAGCCCCAUUUUUUAAACUGGGUAUGGUCCAAAUCUUCUAAUGUCAGCCUUUCAACAGCAGUUAUUCAUUAUUCAUUAUUUUUUGUAAGCUGUCAUAAAAAACUAAUUAUCUUUUGUGUUUAAUCAAAACAAGACAUUUGCAUAAAUCUGCUUAUUCUAAGGAAAACAAUAAUCACACCCGUAGCUGAAUCAGUUUCAAAAUAUUUAGUGAGUAUGUUAAUCCCUCUUGUGUGAUAUUGUUUAUUGCAGUGGUUCUUAACCUUGUUGGAGGUACCGAACCCCACCAGUUUCAUAUGCGCAUUCACCAAACCCCUCGUUAGUGAUAAAGUAUUUUUUUUAAAUUCAAGACAGAUAUUUUUUACUGGUGCACAAAAUGAGCCGUGCAUGAACAAAACCAACACAAUGCAUGAACUCACAACAGAUUACAUACUGGCAAAUCAGAAUUCACACGAAAAAUCAGGUUUGUUCGGACCUCCUCAGUAGAGGCUCUGUCGAACCCCUGAGACCAGAGGUAUCAAACUCAAGGCCCGGGGGCCAGAUACGACCCGCCACAUCAUUUUAUGUGGCUCGCGAAGACAAAUUGUGCAUCAAAUUCGU